This is a messenger RNA of Trypanosoma conorhini, 4947 nucleotides long. RefSeq names its product 4-nitrophenylphosphatase/protein-tyrosine phosphatase. The coding region runs from base 1 to 4947 and encodes 1648 amino acids. NCBI's taxonomy places the organism in Eukaryota, Euglenozoa, Kinetoplastea, Trypanosomatida, Trypanosomatidae. The transcript has a single exon. The record is from RefSeq and is a predicted model, not a curated record.
AUGCGGGGAGGGACACCGACGCCCGCGGGCGCCCGGGAGGGCAGCACAGGCGGGGACUGCGACGCGGGCGUGGGGGAAGGCGCGUGUACGCAACUCCUGCUGCUGCUGCUGGGGUUCGAGGCGCCGCCCGCGGUGGAGGGGGCAGAGGCCGAUGCGGCGUCGCUGCGGCCCUGGCAGCAGCUGCGUGAAGUCGGCCUGGGCCCAUUUCUGUUCCUCUGCGGGCGCCGCACGACGCGCUGUGGCGGCGGCCUCCACGUUGUCAUUCAGCGGCCAAUAGAUAUGACGCUGCCUCCUCUGGUGGAGCGGUGCCUCAGGCAUGCGGGCCGGGAGAAGCGAGGUCGCCCGUCGCCGCAACUGCGGUGCCUGCAGCUCAUGCCGCUGCGGGACCCGCUGCUGGGGGCGGUGGUCGAGGGACCGGCGUUGUGUGUGGCAGAGGAGCAACUCGUGACGGUGUCGGACGCCACUGGCGAGGCAGUCACCGACAGCACAGAAGACGAACACGACGCGACGGAAGCGGGAAAAGGGGCGGGGGAAUUAUCUGUCGCGGAGGCGGUCCUCCUGCCCUCGCUGCUGCAGCAGGCGUCCGCCUGGAGUGUGGCACUUUUGAGCCGCUGCGGGGCAGUGCCGGGCGGUCGGGCGGGCGUGGACAUGGCGGUGCGGGCGCUGUGUUACUUGCAGCAGGCCACCGCCGCCAGGCCGCCGCAGGCACCGCCGGUGGACAUCGUUGGGAUUGUGGUGGACUGGGCGGCGGUGCUGCACGACGCCCUUGCGGCGUCCCCGCGUCCACUAGCGCAGGUGACCCACAAUGCCGCGGCUGCGAAGGAGGCGACACCCGCUUGGCUGCCCCUCGCGCUGGCGCCCGCGCAGGCGUUUCCGGCGGGGAGUGAAGAGGCCCCGCCUCCGCCGGAGGAGACUUUGGGCGCGGCCGGGCGCCUGACACCUCCACGUCCGCUGGGCCCUGACAGCCUCGCGAAGCGCCGCAGCGGCAGCCGGGGCAGCAGCACCAGCGUGGAGACGGCGCGGGAGGCGGGAGCUCUGCAGACGCAGGGGAACCUUCCAAUGCCUGGGCAGAUGCCACGGCGAGCGGUGGCGUCAGCAGCGACGGCGCCUACUCUGCCCUUCAUGUCGGUUUGCAGCGAGGCGCUUGAGGCGGCCUUCCAGCUGCAGCAGAGCCGCACACCAUUCAGGCCGUCGCACGUCAAACACUCGGCGGGGGACGCCGGCGUUGCCGCGGAGGCGGGUGACGCUGCUGUGGCCUGCAGGGAAGCAUCGUCGUGUGGCGGAGGCGUGGCCCUCUUUGGCGCGGCGCCUGCGAGCGCAACCCAUUCACCUGAGGCUUGCGACGAACCCGUCGCUGGCGCCGGUGGCGAGGAGGAGGAGGGCUUCCUUCCCUCCCUCAUUCAUCGCCUUGUGGCAGUGUGCCACGCCCCCGUGAACAGGCGCCUGGCGGGUCACCUCUCACGGAUCGCAGAGGGGGACUUUUUUCCGAGCCGCACGAUGUUAGAGAAGGCGGAUCUGCUCCGUCAGCGUCUGGGCAAAACGCUCGUGGUGCGUUUCUACGACCUCGACCCGCAGAAGCCGCUGCAGCAGCACCCCCGCCAGCCGUGCUUGCAUGAGAGUCCUACGGCACAGUCUGGCUCCUCCGCGUCUUGGUUGGCCGCCGAGUUUUUAAGCAGCGCGGAGCAUCCGUGUUACUUGUUUCUCACGCACACCGACAUCGUUUUGGUCAGUGCGUUUGACGCCAACAACCCGCCGUCGUCAGACUGGGCCGCCCGCGACAGUAAGAGAGCGGCAUCCAAUCCCGUUUUCAUCGCAAACAGUCGUAGUAGCAGUAGCAGUAGCAGUAGCAGCCGCCGCUGCUGCUGCAGUAACAGUAGUAGUGCUGCUGUUGGGGAUGACGGAGGCCGGAGCGUGGAUGACGCACUCGACGACGCCCCGAUGUACAUGAAGCACACCUUUGUGAUUCCCCGCGUCUCACUGAUGGACGUUCGACGGUCGCAGAACGCGGCGGACGCAAGCAUGGCGACUGUGCUGCGGCUCCAGACACGCUCCUGCCGCCGGGUGUGGUUGGGCUUUCAGGAGAUCAGCGAGCUGCAGCACGUGUACCUGGAGCUCAACAGUGGGCUGCAGACAUCGUCUGGCAACCGCUUUUUGGCCAGUGCCCAGCGGCACUGGCGCAUGAUGGCCCUCACCCUCGUCGCUGGCAACGUCCUGCCCACUCCGCACACGGCGUUCUAUCAGCAGGUGCUGCAGAACCUCCUCACCGCCUUUGCCGACGUGGAGUCCCGCCGGGAGCACCGAACCACGGCGUCGGCCGGCGGCUCGGCGGACGCCGCCCCCUUGGCGAAGGACGUCGCGGACUGCCAGGGGGCGCUGACGACGUUGUCCUACUCCUGGUGGCUGUACUCCCCGGUGCGGGAGUACGUGCGUCAGGGCGUCCCCCCGCGACAGUGGCGGCUGUCAAGCGUCAACAGCCGCUACGAGCACUUCCCUUCGUACCCCGCCAGGUUUGUCGUGCCAGGCUGCCUGGAGGAUGACGUGUUGAUUCAGUCGGCGAGCCUGCGGGCGCGGAUGCGGGUGGAGGCGCUCUCCUACUAUUGCUCGAGCACAGGGGCCGGAAUCGUGCGUGCGGCGCAGCCAGCGGCCGCCAACAUUUGCGCCUCCGCCUCGAAAGUCGACGCUGUCAAGUCAUACCGGCGGGCCUGCGGCAUGCAGGUGUGCACGUUUGACCUCCGCAGUCGCAUCAACGCGUACGCAAACACCGUCGUCGGGGGCGGCUUCAGCAUGGAGACGGGGCGCUACUGCUGCCUUUCGAACAUUCACGUCGUGCGCGAGGCGUACGAGGCCCUCCUCGCCGCGGUGCUGGACAACAACCCCUCAUUUAUUGCCGUGAUGCGGGCCGCGGGUAAAAUGGCCACGGCACGCAACGACGCGACGGCGUCUGCCACCUCGUGCGGCCCCGCGGCGACGGUGGAGGCCACCGCAAAGGCGGCCGCCGCGUGGAUGGAGCACAUCCACGGACUGCUCCGCACCGCCACGGACGCCGCCCGCCUCAUCACGGGUGUUUCCGAGGACGAGGCCCUCGCGCCCGCCAUCGGGGGCACUGCGGCGGGCGCACCACGGAGCGUCAUGCGUGCGCCGGGGGCGGCGUCGCCCAACGGCGGGGGCGGUGCCGGUAAGAACUUUGGCGGGCUCAACGAUCGCGUGCUCCCGCGUUCCUCUACCGUGUAUGUCUGGACACGUGCAUUUAGUCUGAUCCCCUUUCGUGGUCGUAGUAGUUGGCGUUGCGGUGCCUGCGGCGGCGGCGCAUGGCGGUUUUGGCCGCAGAAGCAGCAGAAUGCGCAACAACCACCUCCAUCGCCGCCCUCGUACACGCAACCGGACAGCCGCAAGCAUGCGCAGCUGGUCGUUGUUAACUGCUCCGAUGGCUGGGACCGCACCUCGCAGGUGUGUGCGCUGACACAGCUCCUGAUCGAUCCCUACUUUCGCACCGUGGAGGGCUUCAUCACGUUGCUGGAGAAGGAGUUCGUGUCCUUUGGACACCCCUGCCUGCUGCGCUCCUCCACGCUACAGAGUCACAGCGACGUGAGCAUGGGGACGACGCUCACGGACGGAGCCCACGUCGGCACCCACGACAGCUACAAGGACCCAGCGUCGGAAAACUGUCAGAGCUCGCCCAUCCUUUUGCAGUUCCUCGACGCCGUGCAGCAGCUGCUGCGUUUGUACCCGCACUGUUUUGAGUUCACGGAGGCCUUUCUACUGCUGAUUCUGGGCCUCAUGCACGCCGGCGUCCUUGGCACAUUUGCGGUGAACUGCGAAGGCGACGUGCUUCGCUGGGGGGUGGCGCAGCAGACGCUCUCACUCGGUCAGUUCUUCGCCGUGCUGUUCGCCACAACCAUUCGCACGGGCGACACUCCCCCCGGCGAGGCCACCGAGGAUGGCGAGAGCUUCAGUGACGCUGCGGAGGCGCCCCCAGGGUGCGGUUUCCCCGCGUCCCCCGCCGUGCCACUGCGGUGCUUCUACCGGUCAUGCGGCGGCGGGGCGACGUUGCAGGGUGUUGGGUGGGACUCCACCGCUGCUGCUGGCGGUGGCGGCGGCGCACCACGGCGGAUACCGGUGUCGUACGACGCCAUGUGUCACUCCGGCCUGUUUAACCCGCACUUUUCCCUGGCCGACAACAAACUCCUCUUCGGGCCCCUCGUGGACGUGGUGCGCCCGCUGCAGCUGCAGCUGUGGGAGCGGUUCUUUCUGCGCCACAGCUUCUGGUGCGAGCGACCCGCCAGGCUGCGGGAGUUCAGUGAGCAGAGCGCCUCCACAGUGUACGCCCGCCUCGUGGCACCGCGGCCGGCAACGACGCCGGCGACAGCAGGAAUAAUGGCGGCGUCCGCGUUUGCUCCCCCGCCUGCGACGGAGCCGCUGCCGCAGCCCGCGAGGGAAGCUAGGCGACCGCGCACGGCCCCCACCGAGGUGGGCGAGGCCGCGCCUCUCAGGCUGCAUGGGGCCGCCGCCCCGCAGCCCAGCUUGACACGAAAGCCGAGUAACCCAGCUGUGCCUGUGGGCCGCCCCGACGCGGCCAGAGGCGGGAGUCAGUUCUUCCCUGGCACACCCCACCGCGUCGCCUCCUUUGGGGCCCUGCAGCCGCUAGAGCAGCUCCAGCAGCUCUCGGCGUCCCCGCCGCUGUGCCAGCGCGGAGCCACUGGCCUCGUCAGGAUUGUGGGGCAUGCCCUGAGCGGCCACCGCAAUCCCCUUACCGACGGUAGUGGAGUGCCACGGCGACACUUAUCGACCGCGCCGUCCAACGGAGUCGAGCCUCUGGGCUCGCCUUCCUUUGGUGCACCGGACGGAACUCGAUGCACGCAGCAGCAGUCAGCCUCCACGGAGCCCGCAGGAGCGCAGGCGCACAGCUACAAUGCCCUUCUGGAUGAGCUUGACCAGGCCUUCGACUAG